This is a messenger RNA of Lycium barbarum (goji berry), 3655 nucleotides long. RefSeq lists its product as uncharacterized. The transcript is spliced from 2 exons. Lineage: Eukaryota; Viridiplantae; Streptophyta; Magnoliopsida; Solanales; Solanaceae. The record is from RefSeq and is a predicted model, not a curated record. Bases 1429 to 2073 code for a protein of 214 amino acids.
UACCUAUAUAUUUACAUCUUUAAAUUUUCAAUCACUUUAAAUUAGUCCACAAACCAAAUCAACUAUAAAACUCUUUUCUGGAAUACACCAGGUCCGCAAGAUUAGUAUAAUACUUGUUCAAUAAACUUUUCACACCAUAUUUUUUGUGGGAUUCGACGAGAUUGGGUUACUAUAUUUGACAACAUCCGCGUUAUACCAUUAAUAGAUGUAAUUUGAGCGUAUCAGGUAUCAAAGCGCAAGAGCAAUCCAAGCUCUCUCAAUCGAUCCUAAGAUUCUUCUUCUUCUUUUAUUUUUCUGUUCUGCAAAAUUUUCAUUUCUUGAUCAAGAUUAAUUCCACUUUCUUGAAACUCGGAAAGGGCUAUCAAUGGUGAAAUCGGUACUGGAACCACCAGUGACACAACUAAUACAACCAAUUCAACGAUUGAUUAAACUCUAGGACAAGGUGUGUUUGUCGAAGCUACUCAUCCUCUCUAUCUUGCUCCGAGUGAUACAAGUUGUAUCUCUCUAAUCUUUUUUCAAUUAACUGGUGAUAACUACUCUUCAUGGAAAAGAAACAUGAAAAUUGCUUUGCUUCCUCGAAAUUAGUUAGGUAUGGUUGAUGGUUCUUGGACAAAGGAUAAGUUUCAUGAAAAAUAUGGACAUCAAUGGGAAAGGUGCAAUGCAAUUGUACUUUAUUGGCUAAUGAAUUCUGUAGCCCCAAGCUUGAGGAAUGGUGUAGGUUAUGCAUCAGAUGCUUUUGAUGUGUGGUCAAAUCUUAAAGAAAGGUUUGAUAAAGUGGAUGGCUCUAGAUCAUUCAAUCUUCAUAGAGAAAUUGCAACUCUUGGUCAAAGAACUUCUUCAAUCUUAGUUUACUAUUCUAGGUUGAAAGAACUUUGGGCUGAAUUUGAAAAUCUUGUUCCACAUCCUGGUUGUAAUUGUCUCGAAUCAAAAGAUUCUUUGAAUUUUUAAUAGAUAAAAAUUGUAUCAAUUUCUUAUGGGACUUAAUGAAACCUAUACUCAAGCUAGGAGUAAUAUUUUGUUGAUGAAUCCCUUACCAUCUGUAGACCAAGCUUAUUCAAUGUUGAUCAGUGAUGAAAGUCAAAAGGCUGUAGCAGCAACUAGUGGUGUUCUUGGAGCACCUCCUGCCUCUAGUGCAGGAAUUUAUGAGUCUACUGCUCUAUACAGUGCUAAACCAAAUGUUAAUGGACAAAAAUUCAAGAAGAGUUACAACCUGUUCUGUGAUGUGUGCAAAAUGAGAAAUCAUAUAAAAGAAAACUGCUAUAAGGUCAUAGGAUAUCCCUCAGACAAGUUCAAGGAAAUAAGGGGGGGGGGGGGGGGGGUGUUCCUUCUUCUGGUGCUUAUAAUGUAUUGGCUGAAAAUCAAUCAAGAGUCCCUUCUUCUGGUGCUUACAAUGUGUUGACUGAAAAUCAAGCAACAAGUUCACAGGGAAUGUCUCAGAAUGGAACUCAGCAGACUGGUACAUUUGGUUCACAAAUUUCAAGACAUCAGGGAAGUCAAAUGCCUUGUUUCUUCACAAAAGAACAGUAUGAUCAGAUAGUUCAAAACUCUUCUAUGGCUAAUGCUGCAGUGCAAUCUCAAGACUAUUCUGAUCAUCCUGGUGAUAACAAUCAUGCACAAAGACAUCAUGAUCAAUCAGUAGCUGAUGUUUUACCUUCUCAACAAACCACUCAAGCAGAGGACGCUUCUAUUCAACAAAAUGCACAACUUGCUACUCAAGCAACUACCUCAGAAGUUCAUACAAGAAGGUCAUCUAGAAUAAAAUCACCACCCUUGAGGAUGAAGGACUUUAUUACUAUUCAAAAACCUACAUCUGAUACAUCUUACAGUUUAGCAAAUCAUAUUUUAUAUGAUCAUCUACUUGCUAACAAUCAAGCAUUCAUUGUUGCUAGUUCUACCGAAGUGGAACCAGCAUUUUAUGCUGAAGUAGUUGCAGAUCCAAGGUGGGUUGAUGCCAUGAAGCAAGAGAUAGAUGCCUUAGAAAGCAACAAAACAUGGGCAAUAAUUGCACUACCUGAAGGAAAAAAACCAGUUGGAUGCAAAUGGGUGUUCAGAAUAAAGUAUAAGGAUACAUGAGAAACUGAAAGGUUUAAAAGCUAGACUAGUAGCUAAGGGAUAUGGUCAACAAGAGGGAAUUGACUACAAGGAAACUUUUUCCCCUGUAGUAAAGAUGGUUACAGUCAGGUCCAUUCUUGCCAUUGUUGCUAUUAGACAUUGGCACAUCCAGCAAAUGGAUGUGUACAAUGCCUUUCUUCAAGGCUACCUAAACGAUGAGAUCUAUAUGGAAUUACCACAAGAAUUUAGAAAUCAGGGGGAGACAAGACCAGUUUGUAGACUUCUUAAAUCCUUUAUGGUCUAAAACAAGCUCCAAGACAGUGGAAUUCAAAGUUUUUGGAAGCUUUCUUCACCUUGAUUUUACUUGGAGUCAGUAUGAUCAUUCACUCUUUAUAAAGAAAGUAGAAAAUGGACUUUUUGUGAUACUUGUCUAUGUUGAUGAUAUACUAGUUACAGGUAGCAGUCUACAAUUGAUCAAAGACACCAAAGCAGCAUUACAUCAAUCCUUCAAAAUGAAAAAUUUAGGAGAAUUAAGAUACUUCCUUGGCAUUGAGUUGGCCAGGUCCAAGUCUGGUAUUUUAAUGCAUCAAGGGAAAUACGCUUUAGAGUUAAUCUCUGAGCUGGGAUUAGGAGCAGCAAAACCAGUUGCUACUCCUCUUGAAGUCAAUGCAAAGUUAACCCCAAAAGAAGUUGAUGAUCUGAUAAAGAGUUCUACAAGUCAGGGGGAGAAUGAUCCAUUGGCAGAUGUUAGUACUUAUCAAAGAAUUAUUGGUAAAUUGCUUUACUUAACUAUAACCAGGCCUGAUAUAGCCUUUAGUGUUCAGAUUUUAAGUCAAUUUCUACAUCAGCCCAAGAAGUCACAUUUAGAUGCUGCUAUGAGAAUAGUGAGAUAUGUCAAAGAUCAGUCAGGGCAUGGAAUUCUUUUGUCAAGUAACAGUCAAGAGCAGGUCUCAGCCUACUGUGAUGGUGAUUGGGCAGCAUGUCCAAACUCAAGGAAAUCUGUAACAGGUUUUUUAGUGAAGCUAGGUGAUUCCUUAAUUUCCUGGAAAUCAAAAAAGCAAAGUACAGUUUCAAGGAGUUCAAAGUUGAGUAUAGAAGCCUAGCCUCAAUAGUUGCUGACUUAACUUGGAUUCUGGAAUUGUUCAAAGAAAUUGGAGUUCAAGUCACAUUACCAGUUCAAGCUCAUAUUGAUAGAAAAGCAGCAAUGCAAAUUGCUGCAAAUCCGGUGUUCCAUGAAGGAACAAAACACAUUGAAAUAGAUUGCCACUUUGUAAGAGAAAAAAUUCAGAAAGGAAUGAUCAAGACACAGUAUGUACCAACAAGAGAUCAACAAGCAGACUUAUUGACCAAAGGCCUUAACAAGUUUCAGCAUCAGUACUUGUGUUCCAAGCUAGGGGUACUUAAUGUUUUUCACCACCUAGCUUGAGGGGGAGUAUUGAGAGAAAUGUAAUGUAGACUAGAGGGUAGAUUAGCCAUUUUAUAUGUUCAGUUAGUUAGUUAACUAAUCCUGAAAUUAGUUACACUUAACAGUUAGUUAGUUGUAGUAUAUAUACUGUAUAUCACAGCUUUAUACGAUCAGUUAGAUGAGUACACAUUUUACUCU